AUGGAAAACCUUUUACCACUGGUUUCUGAGACAAUUUAUUCUCAACAUGAGCUAAAUGACGAUGGUGAAAUCACUGAUUCAAAAUACUACAGACAAGCUCCUGUCCAGAAAGAAGGUAGUUUUUGCACAACUAUUAAAAUUCGCGCAAACGGCCACAGAUUAUCGGUAUGUGGAAAUCCAUCUCGCUAUAAUCGCAUUGACAAUCUGUUUGGUUAUACAUCUUUGGAUCCCUGUUUCGGAGUAUAUAAUACCCUUUUAGGGUCAAUGGGUUUACCGCCUUUAACAAAGACAACUCAGUUUUAUCACAGACAAACGAAAGACGGUUCAAUACAGGUCGUUGGUAACGGUGCCAAGAUAUCUCGCAUUGACGUUACAACUAAUAAGGCAGCAGGUCAGGGCAACGAAUCUACAUAUAUAAAAGCCUUAAGCACUGUUAACUAUCGAAAUUCAAUACCUAAAUUAUUUGAGAAUGGUCAGACUGCUGGCUGG
This is a messenger RNA of Trichoplax adhaerens, 489 nucleotides long. RefSeq lists its product as uncharacterized. The annotation marks the transcript as partial. The record is from RefSeq and is a predicted model, not a curated record. Gene Ontology annotation, biological process: DNA replication. Lineage: Eukaryota; Metazoa; Placozoa; Uniplacotomia; Trichoplacea; Trichoplacidae. The transcript has a single exon.